CGAAUUGCAACUAUUUCAGACCUUUCCCCUAUUUUAUGUGCAACUUGAAACCCUAUUUUGCGUGAGGGAGACCAGAGAAGGCAAACAAGCGGCGGUGGUGGCUACAAAGAUACCGGAGAGGAUUGCCAUGGAAGGAUGAUGCCUUUUGUAGUGUUUUUAUGAGGAACAAGUCUGGGGUUGGGCGAAGGGUACGUUCAUCUUGAAACCUGGUAGGAUUAUUUUCUCUUGCAGUCCAUAUGGCUCGCCAGGACAACCCCUUCACUCUUCUCGAUGAUGAUGACGAAGGAGACGACGUUUCAGUUCUCCUCGCCAAGGUGGAGGCCAAGACGCCGGCUCCUGCUCCGCUGCCCUCCGCAACUGAGCAGACAAAGCCGAAGAGAGAACCCAAUGGCUUUCCUUCGAAGCUUCUUGCGCCCAGCGAGUUCGUGAGGGGAGAGGGAGGCCGGGGGAGGGGUGGCCGGGGCCGGGGUCUCGUAAGGGGUGGAUUUGGUAAUGUUGGUGGCAGCGAUGCUGCUGAUCAGCUAGAGCAUUUGUAUAGAGGUUACAGUGGUGAAUCUGGUGGUGAGCGCAUUCGCGGGCGUGGUGCUAGAGGUGGAAUAGGCCGUGGAAGGGGGAGAGGUUUUACAGCACUUGGUAACAGGAACCGGAUGGAGUAUGGGAAUGCGGGAGAUGGUAGAGAGGAGGAAGGCGAGUUCCAGGAAAAGGGCUAUUAUGGUGAGAGUCGACCGCCCAGAUACGACGGUAGAAAGUUUGGAGGGGAGAAUCAGGGACCAGAUGGCGAGGAGGGAGAGAACCGUGGGUUUAGGGGAUAUGGCGCGGAUCGUGAGAACCGUGGGUUGAGGGAACAUGUAUCUGGUAUGGAGAAGCGGGAGUUUCGGGAUGGUGAGGGCAACCAGAGAAAGAGGGAGUUUAAGGAUGGAGAAAGCUACGAGAGGAGUUAUGUGGGUGAUGGGGAAAAUCGUGGAUUCACAGAGGGUCGAGGAAGAGGAUAUGGUGGAAGGGGCCGGAGGGGCGGCCGUGAUGGUGGACGAGCUUUUGGCAGAUAUGAUUCUAAUAAUGGAUGGAAUGCAUCUGAGACCAAGAAAGCUUCUGCUGAUGAGAAAGAGCUGACUGUCAACAAUCCAAACAAUGGAGAUGGUGGCUCGGAGCGGGAUGACCCUAGUACUACCGAAGAGCCCAAGGAUGCACAAUCUGAAAAGCCAAUCCCUGAAAAAAUUGCUUCAGAAGAUGCUUCUAAGGUUCCUGAAGACAACCAUGAAAUGACUCUUGCUGAGUAUGAAAAAGUUUUGCAAGAAAAGAGAAAGCCUUUGGAAUCUCUUAAGGUGGAGACGAGGAAAGUUGUUGUUGACAAGGAUUUCGAGGGAAUGCAAAUCAUUGAGAAAAAGAAAGAGGUUGAUUUUGCAAAAGUGAAAUUAGACAAUGACAAGGGCAAGAAAAAGGAUAUCUCUGAAAGGGAAGAGAAAUCUCGCAAGUCACAGAGCAUUAAUGAGUUUCUGAAGCCUGCUGAUGGCGAGAGGUAUAACUUGAGGGGUGGAGCUGCUGCUUCUCGCGGGCACGGUGGAAGAGGCCGCGGGCGAGGUGGAUACAUAAGCGAUUAUCCAAGGCAGGCUACCGCCUCUGUCGCUGCUCCUUCUCUCGAGGAUCCCGCUCAUUUCCCCAUUCUCGGGGCAGCUGCCAAAGCCUAACCUUACUGAACUUUGCCCCUCAAACUCUUCUUCCCCCUAUUUUUGUGCUACCGUUAUGGAUUUUGCUGCAAUUGUCUUUUUUUUCCCCUGUUUUGUUUGCUUUUUAUUCUCCAAAAGAAAAAAAAAAGAAGAGGCUGAAACUCAUAAGCAUAAUGACUU
Molecule: messenger RNA, 1844 nt
Organism: Phalaenopsis equestris
Lineage: Eukaryota; Viridiplantae; Streptophyta; Magnoliopsida; Asparagales; Orchidaceae
Product: RGG repeats nuclear RNA binding protein A-like
Exons: 6
Coding region: 237-1685 (482 amino acids)
Cellular component (GO): nucleus; cytoplasm
Molecular function (GO): RNA binding
Source: RefSeq, a predicted model, not a curated record